Messenger RNA from Cavia porcellus (domestic guinea pig), 1824 nucleotides. RefSeq names its product zinc finger protein 597 (gene Znf597). The record is from RefSeq and is a predicted model, not a curated record. NCBI's taxonomy places the organism in Eukaryota, Metazoa, Chordata, Mammalia, Rodentia, Caviidae. Gene Ontology annotation, biological process: regulation of DNA-templated transcription. The transcript has 5 exons. The coding region runs from base 236 to 1504 and encodes 422 amino acids.
CUCGCGGGUAGAACCGCAGGAGUAUCUUCUUGCAGGUGCCGGGAGAGGUACCGGUCCUCGUUUAAAUUGCUGGAUUGGCCCAUUAAGAAGACGGUCAGCCCCCUGGGGGCACGCCGGCCAAUCAAAGUGCAGCAAGGCAGCGGCGGCUGCUGGCCAGGGCUUCCGGCGGCUUCCUUGCAGCCCCUUUGUCUAGACAUUCCUAUGGCGACUUGAAGACGGUUUCUCCACACCCGAGAUGGCGUCCACGCUCCCGACAUCCGAACCCCAGGAGCCAGUACUGUUUGAUGAUCUGGCUGUGUAUUUUUCUCAAGAGGAAUGUGUAACUCUGCAUCCUGCCCAGGGAUCUCAUAGCAGAGAGGCCACCCAGGAGAGUUUCGAGGAUGUGGCCUUGAUGGGAGGGGAAAGCAAUACUGAGAUUAAUGAGCAAUUAAACCUAGAGUCUCUGGGACUUGCAGAGCUUUCCUUAGAAAAUUACUCCAUUGCUGCACCUCUGGACCAUUACCCACAAAAAUCCUCUGAAGAUACAGUUGGAAUCCUUGAAAGGAAAAUAGUAGGUGGAACUUCCACUUACAAGAGCAAGUUAAGAAGCCUUUUAAUUACCAUUGAAAAUCAUACUCCAUUAGUAGAAUUGUCUCAAUGUUUAGGAGUCAAAGCACUUUCUGAAAUUCUUGAAUUUCCCUUGGAAGAAGCCAAAAAUGAGUACAAGUGCCCCGAAUGUGACCAAACCUUCAGUGAUAACUCAUAUCUUGUUUUGCACCAGAAAAUACAUUCACAAGAUAAAAAGUAUCAAUGUGGUGACUGUGGGAAGAGCUUCAGUUAUAGAGCCAACCUGAGUACACACAAGAGAAUCCACACUGGUGAGAAGCCUUUUAAGUGUACUAAGUGUAGUGCUACUUUCCGCCAGCAGUCUCUUCUGUCCCGCCACAUGAACAGCCACGUAAAGGAGAAACCCUACACAUGUAAUAUGUGUGGAAAAGGUUUUAUGUGGCUCCCAGGAUUAGCACAGCAUCAGAAAAACCACACUACUGAAAAAGCAUAUGAACACUCAAACCAUGGUAAAUCUUUUGAUCAGAAAACAAAUCUGGCUUUGCCUGAGAAUACACACACACCAGCAACCCAGCACAGUCAGCGUGUGAAGAGCUUCACACAGCCUUCAUACCCUUGUCUCCCUAAGAAGAGCUACAAGGAAGACUCUGAACAACACGGUAUUGAUGAUGAAAACUUUUUUUCAUUCUCCAGAUUCAAACCCUUACAGUGUCCUGAGUGUGACUUGACAUUUCCUUGUUUCUCCGAGCUUGUCUCUCAUCAGAACAUUCACACAGAAGAAAAGCCCUAUAAAUGUGAAACGUGCGCACAGAGUUUUGCUUCAAAUUUAGAACUUACAUGCCACCAGAAGAGCCACAGGCAAGCGGAACCUUUUAAAUGUUCUGUUUGUGGGAAGAGUUUUAAAGUAAAUAUACGUCUCAUUACUCAUAGGCGAACCCACAGGAAAAAUACUCUGUAAAUACAGAAAAAUAGGCUCUACUGUAAGACAAGAAAGAACUGAGUUUCUUUGUAUGACUAAUUAUAAACAAGGAGUCCAUAUAAUAAGCCACAGGAUCUAUAACAAGAGAUUGGUAUGAAACCCCUCACACUGUUCCAGGUAUCAACUACGGACAGCUCCAUCAUAGGCAGCACACAGUACAACUCGGUCAGAACUCCACAGGGAUGACAAUGGAAACGUGUUAAUGCGAACUCACACAUGCCUUACAGAAGUGUUGCUACCUGAACAUACAAUUAUUACAUGCCAUACAAACUACGACUACAAUUUUUGAUCCAAUAAAA